AUGGCCGAGUCCAAUCCCCCACCGCAGCAACCCGUGGCCGGCACUGGCGCAACAUACAAGGCGCCCAGUCCUAAGCCGAAACAGAAUCCAGCUCUGAAAAUGAUGGGCCUGCCGAAUCUCCCUCGAAAACUCCCGUCACGCAACUGGCUCAUCUUCUGGGCUAUCACAGGUUCUAUCUCAGCGGCCAUUAUCUACGACAAGCGCGAGAAGAAGAGGGCCACCGCCAAGUGGAAGCACGUCGUCGCUCCUCUAGCAACCGACAUAAUCCCCUCAGCCAGUCAACUCCCACGCAAACUGACCGUCUACCUUGAGGCCCCCCCCGGUGACGGUCUUCGAAUUGCACAGGAUCAUUUUAUCGAGUAUGCGAAGCCCGUCCUCGCCGCCUCUGGUCUUGACUGGGAGUUCGUCCAGGGAAGACAACAGGGAGAUGUGAGAGCUGCUGUGGCAGAGAAGAUCCGACGGGAGAGGAGGAAGAAUGAGCGACCAGGUGAGGAGGAUUUACAGACGGACGAGGCCAUAACAGACGCCUUACGGAAAAAGAACAACGUGCCAGAGUAUGAAGGUGUUAAGGGUGAUAUUGUCUUUGGCUUACACACAUGGAAGGAGUACAUGAGAGGACUACAUGAGGGCUGGCUCGGUCCUCUUGACCCUCCUGUGAAGCCUGAGACAGAAUCAAAACCUGCUGUUAUCGAGCUAGCUUCUGAGGUUCCCAGGGUUGGGGGCGACCAGGCCGAAGAGAAGAAGGAUGAGGAGAAGAAAGAUGAAGAGAAGAAGCCUGAACGACCACCUCAACCACUCCCCUACAACACCACCGCCGACUACUCCUUCGCUAGCCUCCCCACCCAAAUCCCCUCCGAGUUCUCUCCCGCAAACCCCAUCCCACUUCCCCACCGUCUCGGCUUCCGCCACACCCUCAUCCGUUUGAACCGUUUCUUCAACCGUCGUAAGCUCGCAGACGAGGUCGGCCGUGAGGUCGCCGCUGUAUGUUUCGCCGCCGCCUCCCGUGAGUGGCGCGAGGCAGAUGGUCAAUAUGAGCAGCAGCUUGUCCUCAAGCAUGAGGAGAAGGACUGGGUCAAGUCCGUGUGGAAGACCGAGGAGCCUGCCAAGACAGACGACGACAGCUCAGCGGUUAUCCCUGCUGAACCUCCCAAGGAGAAGAUCUGGCCCGCGCCUAUUGUUGUUGACCCUCGGUUGGCGCAGCGCAUGCGACGCUUCGAGAUUACUGCUGAAGACGAGGCUCGCGCCGCGCAGAUCAAGGUCUCUGAGGCUGAGGUCGAGGGUUGGAUCAAGGGAAGCCUUCGCAGCUUGUGGAACUACACCGUUGAGUCGGUUACUGCCAAGCCCAUGCGGCCUAAUGUUGGCAAUGUGGAUAGCGACGAAUAA
This is a messenger RNA of Fusarium sp. VM40, 1383 nucleotides long. Lineage: Eukaryota; Fungi; Ascomycota; Sordariomycetes; Hypocreales; Nectriaceae. The record is from the annotation of a GenBank genome assembly.